GUCUCAUUGCACUUGCGGCGAACACUUAUUAUUAUUUUUUUUUACAUUUUUGAAAUAAAUAAAGAUACCCACGGACUUGUUAGGGACUUUUUCUGUGCGCCCCCCCCCCCACACCACCACCUCGGACAGAGAGUUGUAAACCUGCUUCUCCGUUUUUAAAGCGCCUCCUCGGCUCCACUGUAAAUACACGAGACUAACAGGAUGACAACGCACUUCAGGAGCGGACCUGCCUUCGGUCUGUCUGCCGAGGUCAAGAGUAAGCUUGCAGGGAAGUACGACCACCAGAAGGAAGAGGAGCUGAGGCUGUGGAUUCAGGAUGUGACGGGCAAGAGGAUAGGGGACGGCUUCAUGGAGAGUCUGAAGGACGGGGUCCUGCUGUGCGAACUCAUUAAUGUGCUCCAUCCGGGUUCUGUGAGAAAGGUCAGCAGCUCCACUCAAAACUGGCACCAGCUGGAAAACAUAGGGAAUUUUGUCCGCGCGAUCACAGUGUACGGCCUGAGGCCAGAUGACAUCUUCGAGGCCAACGAUCUGUUUGAAAAUGUCAACCACACUCAGGUCCAGAGCACGCUCAUCGCUCUGGCUGGAAUGGCCAAGUCCAAAGGUUUCCACUCCAAGUACGACUUGGGAGUGAAGUACGCUGAGAAGCAGCAGCGGCGCUUCGCUCCGGAGAAGCUCAAGGAGGGACGCAACAUCAUCGGCCUGCAGAUGGGCACCAACCAGUUUGCCAGCCAAAAGGGCAUGACCUCCUACGGCACACGGCGACACCUGUAUGACUCCAAGAUGGCCAUGGAGACCCCUUUGGACCAAUCUACCAUCAGCCUACAGAUGGGCACCAACAAGGGAGCCAGCCAGGCCGGCAUGACCGCCCCGGGGAGCAGGAGACUUAUCUUCAACAAGAAGCUGGACCUGGAGAACUGUGACACCACCACCAUCUCCCUGCAGAUGGGCACCAACAAAGUGGCCUCGCAGCAGGGCAUGACAUCCUACGGCCAGCCCCGCCAGGUCUACGACAACAAGUACUGCACCAACCCCACCGAGGCCAACUGCGACAACGGGAGCGAGGCGGAGUUCGACGGCUACCAGUACUCUGACUAAGAGAACCACAGCCCCCCACCCCCUCCCUCCUCUUUGCUUAACUUCAGACAACCAACCACUGCUGUCUUCGUGACGAUCAAACCUACCAGACUGUUAUUUUUAACGCCGACCGACGUCGUCUUCGUUCCACGUCGUCUUUCUAAACGUACUUUUACUCUUAGGAAUUUAUUGUUCGUCUUUCCGUGAGUAAAAGGAAAGAAUAGUGUUUGCACUGACCUUACGUCAAAGAUUUCAUGCAGCGGCCAACCUCUGUAUCACGUUGCUCUGAUGGAUUUUGUUACCGCUAGACAUACCCAAGCAACGCUCUGAUUUAAUGACCUUUGCUAUUUAUAGAUUUGUUUUUUGCUACAGUCUUUUAUACUUUCAUUGUAAUUAGAGAUUUUGAAUUUUAACUGUCGACACCCCCUCACCUCCCUACCCUUCCAAUCCAGUUUGAGCACUGACGAAGCAGAAUUUAAAGGAAACAAGUGACGUUGGCGCUAUUGAACUUUUUUGACCCAUCCGGACCCGGGAGUCCACCUCGGGACGACACGGAAAGCUCCGGCGGUUUCCCACAGACUGAGCCGAGGGCCGGCGAUGCGGGAGGACUGGUAGCUUUGUGCGGACAUUGCUUUGUUUUGCGAGCACCCGCGCUGUCAUGUUCACCAGCCUGCACAAAUGACCCACCGUUGUUUUUUACGGGGCUAAUUUAUAUUGCUUUGUUGCGCAUGUGCAUCUUUUUAAAGGAGGUAUUGAGGGGAAAAGAAUAGAUGCUUUUUGAUAAAGGUGUUGAACUAUAUAUAUAUAUAUAUAUAUAGUUUGAAGUUAGGGUAAACUUAGUCACCAGUAGUCUUUGUCUUGUUGUUUCUUUGGCUUUUGUGCCGCUCAACCUUGUGCCUAGUUAGUAAGCAGUGGUGGAGUUUAAUGAAGUACUUCUGCUAAGUACAAACUUGAGGUACUUUGCUUGAGUAUUUCUAUUUGAAAUGGACUCAGAUGAUUAUUUUGUACUUUUUAAUCCACUGCACUUAUUUGUCAGUUAUAGUAACUUUACAAGAUACAAUUUUACAAAUGAGGUUAUAAUAAUAAUAAUAUAAUAAGUAGAAUAACAACCACAGGGGCCAUUUUUAAUGUACUUUUACCUUCGUAACAUCUCUAGGGCUGUAACAAACAGUCCAAGCUUCAUUCCUAGAGUUGACAUUCGAAUUCUAAAUUAACAUUUUUUUUUUUUUUUUCUAAGUCUAUUCAUUUUUGUUUUAAAUCGGGUAUUUCUGUACAGGCUCCACUAAUAUUAUUAGAAUUAUACUAUUUGUUGUGGUAGGAUUGUUUCCGACUCCUGUGGUCCAAUUAUUUCCAGUCACUCCAGAGUCGAGUCCAAAAGUCAAAAUGUAUUGAAAAAUAAGAUGGAUGUAACUAUUUACAAAAUUCACAUAUUUAUCCAUCUUAAAUAUUCCACUUUAAUUCAUAUUUGUUGCCGUUUAGCUUUCAACAACGUUGUCGUUUUGCUCACCCGCUCGCUGCACUUUUAAAUUUAGGGUGAUGACGUCAUGAAAUAUGGCAGACAUUCGAAAGCCUCCAAUAGAAGCUUCAAAUGUAAAAAAACAACAAACAUUCGGUGCAGCACAUAACAUUUCAAAUGCUGGACUGGUAACGGGGGUAUUUUAACACUUAUGGUAUACUAGAGUAAAGUAUCCGAGUACUUCAUCCUCCAUUGAUGUCAAUAUCAAAGUAGACCCUGGUGCCUGUACUACCUGAUGAUUGCUCAGUGAAUCAUGCCAAAUAUCCAGAUGAGAUUCUUGUUUUUUAAAUGUUCUGCGUCAUACUGUUGAAACCCACCGAAUGCUUUGAAUGUAAUGUUAGCGGAGGGUUACGGGAUUCAUUUAACACAUUAGAAAGCAGUAAUGUGCAUUCAUAAAAGCUUCAGAGGAGUCUCGGGCACCUAGUCGAGUGCUUCACAUCGAAACCUCCGCAUUUCUUUGUGAAAUCUUCGGAUGUAUCGGCUCCCAAUUACUGUCAGAAUUAGGUGUUAAAGAAGCUUCAUGUGUGUGUUCAUGUGCUGAAUGGGCCAAUAGAUCGGAGCUCUUUAAUUGUUCAGCAACAAAGGAGUCGCAGCCACGAUCGAGGACAUGUAGCAGUGUGCCAUCUAGUGGAGGGAAAGCACUUGUACAAUCCAUCAAACGUCUGAACAUUCCCUUUUUUUAUUCAAUCAAAUGUAGUUUUUAGUUCCCUGUGAUGUCAGCAAUGUUGAGUGAAUGUAUCGUAACAUUUCACUUUAAUGUGUUGGCUUUUUUUCAACAUUGUUCAAACUUUACAUCUUUGCUAACCUCUUGACCUUUUUGUUUUGUUUUUAUUUCUAUACGCGUUCACUAAACAUGACUGUGCAAUAAAAAAACACUUGAAAAAAA
Messenger RNA from Anarrhichthys ocellatus (wolf-eel), 3476 nucleotides. It is a transcript of the gene cnn1b, whose product is annotated as calponin 1, basic, smooth muscle, b. The record is from RefSeq and is a predicted model, not a curated record. Bases 202 to 1095 code for a protein of 297 amino acids. Gene Ontology annotation, molecular function: actin filament binding. Gene Ontology annotation, biological process: actomyosin structure organization; actin filament organization. Lineage: Eukaryota; Metazoa; Chordata; Actinopteri; Perciformes; Anarhichadidae. The transcript has 7 exons. Gene Ontology annotation, cellular component: actin cytoskeleton.